AUGAGAGAAAACGAGUGGGAGUCUUUUUUUGCUUCAAUCACUUCAUUUUGUAACAAGAAUAACAUUGAUAUUCUUAAUGUGGAUGCUAUGUAUAUUCCUUCGGGAAAAAAGAAACGUUGUCGUUUGGAUACUACUAAUAUUCAUCAUUUUCGAAUUGAAGUGUUCUUGGGAGUUAUUGAUCUUCAGCUUCAAGAGUUAAACAACCGAUUUGAUGAGGUUAGUAUAGAGUUAUUGACUUGUAUGGCUUCUUUGAGUCCACUUGAUAAAUUUUCUUCUUUUGACAAACAAAAGAUACUUAGACUUGUUGAAUUAUAUCUCGAUGAAUUUACAAGUGUUGAUAAACUAGCCCUUGAUGAUCAACUUGAUAAUUAUAUUGUUGAUAUGCGGAGGGAUGAUAGAUUUUGGGUAUUGAAAGAUAUGGGUGAACUUUCCAUGAAGCUGGUCGAGACAAAGAAGCAUCAAGUGUACCAACAAGUCUAUUUGCUCAUAAAGUUAGUAUUGAUUCUCCCCGUAGCAACCACAAGUGUGGAAAGAGCAUUUUCUAAAAUGAACAUCGUGAAGAAUAAGUUGCGAAAUAGCAUAGGUGAUCAGUUUCUAAAUGAUUGUUUGGUCACUUAUAUAGAAAGAGAUGUUCUUGUCCAAAUCGAUGAUGAAAAAAAUCUUAAAACGACUUCAAGAAAUGAAAGCUCAUCGAGAACAAUUGUAAUUGUUUCUAGUGUUUAG
Molecule: messenger RNA, 723 nt
Organism: Hibiscus syriacus
Lineage: Eukaryota; Viridiplantae; Streptophyta; Magnoliopsida; Malvales; Malvaceae
Exons: 1
Coding region: 1-723 (240 amino acids)
Molecular function (GO): protein dimerization activity
Source: RefSeq, a predicted model, not a curated record